AUUUUCAAAACAUCGCUUUCAACUGAAAUUUUUUUAAGUGAUAAGUGAAAUGCUUGAGUGUAUUAAAUAUUGAAUAUUUAAAAUUGUUACUGAUUUGUUUUCGAAUAUAUAAUAUUCCGAAAUGGGACGUCACAUAAUUUAGAAAGGCACCCGGAAUUUCUAUGAUUAGUAAACGUUGAAGUAAUGUGCUCUUAGGAAAUUCCCAUUUUUAAGUUUUUUUUUACACACUCUGUAUAUAAUAAUUACUAUCUCAUUUAUGGACCUCUAAAAACAGAAUUUCAAGGUUUGCUUGAUAAAAUGUGGGUCUUUCCUUAGCAAAUGGCCCAUAAUAAAAUUUGGAACUUUAGAUUACAGACUCUAUUUCUCUGACUUGUCAAUUAUCUGUUAUUCAAUCGCUACUAAAUUUAAAUAAAUACAAAAGAGUUGUUGUCUGAUAAGAUAUAGUAAAAUAAAGAUACAAGUUAGUUUUUCUGGAUUAUGUAUAAGAUGUAGGUACACCGAACAUCUUAGUAAAUUGUUACACCAAGUACAAUUUACAGACCCAUGCCAUUAAAUCUAGCUAACGUUCUAAAUUGGCUAAAUUGAAUUAUUGGAAUCAUAUUGAGGUGCAAACUAUAUGUUUAGUCUAUGAGUUAGUAUAGAGAAACUCAAUCCAUAGAAAACGUAGGCAAAGAAGCCAUUGUACGAGUUGCAGACUGGUUGCGUGGAAUUUGGGAAAUGAGACGUAGAACUGGCCCAGUUCAGCAAUGGGUUGACUCAAUUCCAUCACCCGCCAAGUCAAAUGUACCAGAUACAGCGGAACAGCCAGAUAUAUCAUCUAACAGUCCAACACCACCAUCGACUCCUGGUUGUAACAAGGAUAUUCCAUUUGCAAGAGAUUACAUAAAGCACCCAAGCAUGACAGUGUCAGCGCCUAUCAGUGUUCCUAAUUCGCCUGCGAUUACAAUGACGGGAGUACCUAGCUCAGUACCGUACAACAGACUGGUUCGAGAUCCAAGUCUGCAAUCGGAUAGCAGUCAUUGCAGCAGCGUAGAAAGCUUAUUGGAAUUACGAAAAGCAGAUCCCGAAGCAAUAUUACUUGGUCUUGGCUUUGGGGGCUGUCCAAGUAGUCCACAAGAAAAUGGUCCACUCUCUCGGAUUCCCAGAAGAUUUUUACAACCCUCUAAAUUAAAAGGCAUAGCAAUAAACGACUUCCUGAAGCAUCAACAAGAAACUAGCGAAUCCUUUGACUCAGCAUCAUUGGGCUAUCGAGGUCUAACAGGUUCGCCGUAUGUAGCGCCUUCAGAAAUCGUGCAGAAGAUCAUGGAGCGUCUACGCGAACACGAAAGUCACGAGCUGGAUGCUUAUGCAGUUUACAACAGCAGCUCCGAGCAAUACAGCCCGACGCAACAGGAAGGACGGCUCUCCGUACUGUCACCCGAUAACAGGCAGUUCUUGGACAGACCACGCUCGAAGAGUCCUGACAUGCGAAACAAGCGAAUGAUAAUAGGACAGAAAUCAUUUGCCUUUGGAUGCGACGGUGAUUUAAUAGAAAUACACGCAAUGGAAGGAUUAGACGUAAAAUCAAAUUCAGAGGCAAAUCGGAGCCACGAAAGUAAUGAUAACGGAAAGGGGAACAUGAUGGACAAAAUGCCGGGACCAAGUUGUAGCAACAGGAUCAAUGACGAAUAUGAAGCACCCAGCAGGAAAUUCGAAAAAAGACUCACAAAACUAUUGUCUUUUGACGAAGAGUCAACCGAGGAUUUAUCUCGGAAGCAAAUGGAAUUUAACCUGGAUUAUCAGAGAGUGUCAGAUCUAGUAAAUAUUAGUGAGGAGAGAAUGGAUAGCGAGGAGCAGAAAGAAUCUUUAAUUACUGUUAUAUCCGGUUGUGCUGCUAGCAACGAUACGCAGAGUGAAAGAGGACAAGAGACAUUGGCAAAUGACGAGGAAAAUAUUGAGAAGAGCGCUUCCGGACUUAGAAGAGCCAGUGAUGGCGCCUGCGAGCCUAACCCAACUCAGAAGAAAUGUAUCCAAGGCGAAGGUCGGAGAUUUAGUGAUGGCGUGAUGCAAAGCGCACUGAGGAAAACUAGCAACGAAAGUUUGUUAUCGGAUAGAAGGAAGAGUCUUAAGCGACAAGCAAGAAUCAGCGACGCGGAUGCUAUAGAAUAUUGUGGUUUGGAGUGUAUCGACCGGAUAAUUCCACUAGAGUCCGAGGAAGUGGACGAGAAGAAUGACAGCAAACCAGAAAUCGCACAGUCGAGCGAACCGGAUAAUAAGAAUGAGCCCCUAAAGUUCUCAUCUGACGCUGAACUAGAUAGACUGAAUCCAUCCGAAUUAAACAUUAAAGACAAACUGGUUGUGAUAGAUGAUCUAGAAUCAUCUACUAUCUGUGGUCCUUCUGACAAAGAGGAAGAUGAAGUCAUGAGAAGGGAUACUCUUUGCUGUCCCGAGGAACGUCAUCGUUGUUGUAAGAGCGACAAACUAGGACAGGUAUGUAAACACGACGAGACUUUCAAGGACUGUUGCUACCAUGCCAAUAGUACGAAUUGCUGGCGAAAGAUGGAAAAAAUAAUGCAGAAGAAUAAGAAACUCGAAGACAUGGUAGUUAAGAGCAGACAAGAAAUGGCGGAAAUACGUGAUAUGUUAAGCAGCGUUUUAUCUGUGAGGAUGGAACCGGGAUUUUGAGAUAAGAAAUAACGCAAAAAGAAUUAAGCUGAGAAAGAUGCACGAGUCGCUGGCACUGAGUACAUUAUACACUGUUUGACGACAUCCUACCGAAAUUGCAUGAUAAGCACAACAAAAAAAAAAAAAAAAAAAAAAAAAAAAAAAAAAAGAAAGCAAGUGAGAAGUACGUAAUAACGUAUAAAGUUGCCAGACGAUUAAAUUGAUAUUAUCGUUCAGACAAUCUAACGGAAUUGAGAGCAUGAGCACAAAACAAUUUUGCACGGCAAUCUUUUUGAUUAAUAUUAAUCUGCGUUUUGGGUCACAUUCUUUCUCUUGAUAAUGGACCACGCAUGACUCAACGUGAAUAAAAAGAAUCACCGAUGCUCAAAAGUAUCGGACGUUUCUCACAUUUUGAGAAAUAGUCAAACAAUCCAGAUAGAUGAUUUAUUUUAUAUCUACAAAAGACCUCUAUUGUUUAUUAUGUUUGAAUGUACGUAAACGAAAGUGAUUAUUGCAGAUUGAUAAUUAGGAACACGCUGAGAGUUUACUGGAAUGUAGAAUUUAUCAAUCGAUGCGGUUACAUUGUACCGAUGAAAACAGUUUAAUGUCAUUGUUAUUAUUUUUUAUAGUAUAAGAGAUCCUGCGAAUUCUCCAGAUCCAGAGUAUAGAUAUAAUAUAUUUCUGUUAUUAAAUCAAAAGAAUAUUGAAGGAAAGAGAGGGGAUCAGCAUCUAAAUUUUAAGUGAGAUAGUCACGUAGAUGAUUAUAGGUACUAAAGUUAGAGGUCUUCAAAUUCCUAUUUUUGAUCUUGCCUAAUUAAAUAAUUUAUAAUGAGAUAAGUGGUAGAAAAAUAAAGUUAUAAUAUCGUUAUUGUACAAUUUUCGAUUGAAAACUAUUAUCAAUAACAAUCAUACAACAAUCGAAAUUUUUUCACGUGGUACAAUAGCCUGACGUGAUUUAUUUAGUUUUGAAAUUCGCGAUAUUUCAAAAAAAAAAUAAAGAAAAUGUAGGCCUUUGGAAAAUAUUGAGAUGUAUUUAUGUACAAAUCUUUUAAUGUCAUUUUUAAUAUACCUUUUAAAUAGCGCAAGUCAUAAAUGCGCAACGACCUUUUCCAUAACAAUCUCGAGCAAAAUGAACGAUAUUGUUCUGACUGAAAAUUGAAAAAACAAAUUACUACAAAUUUGAGUUCAAUCUAGCUCGCAUAAAAGAAUGAAUCUUCAAACAUUCCUCAAUUAUCGAAUACGUUAUGUGAUAUAACUGGUGGCUUCUCUUACGAUCACAAUAUAAAUAUGAUGAUAAGCGUAGAAAUGAGUUUUGCUCCAAAAGAAAGUGUUUUUCUGUUUUCCAAACGAGACACUUGUGGCACACGACCAAUUAUAAAUGCUUGAAUAUAUCAAGUGAAGGAGAGAUGCCUAAAUCAUAAGAGAAAAAUGUGUUACUUCAUAAUUUCCUGUCUACCUAAAAGAGACAGAAUAGGGAAAAUAAAUUUGCAACCGACUCGACUCCAAGACAACAAAUCUGCCGUGUGGAUUUCAAAGUGGAAAGUCAAUGGCAAUUAAGAUAUCUAGUGUACAUAAAUUGUGAAGGCAUUAAAUAAAAAGUUUAUGGCAAAAAAAUAA
Cephus cinctus (wheat stem sawfly) is the source of this 4260-nucleotide messenger RNA. RefSeq lists its product as uncharacterized. The coding region runs from base 718 to 2664 and encodes 648 amino acids. NCBI's taxonomy places the organism in Eukaryota, Metazoa, Arthropoda, Insecta, Hymenoptera, Cephidae. Gene Ontology annotation, molecular function: signaling receptor binding. The transcript has 5 exons. The record is from RefSeq and is a predicted model, not a curated record.